AGGCCCUGUGCUGGGCUUUGGGACUGCAGAGAUGUCUAAGUACACUAAACCUGAUCUAGUGUACUUCAUUAAAUCCAUCACAGUACACCCUGACCCUGUGGAUUUAGACAUAUACCAAAGCUCCCACAUGGUCGACUAUCAGCCCUACGGGAAGCACAAAUACUCCAGGGUCACGCUGCAAGAGCAGGCAAAGCUCAAUGCUCAACUACGGGACAAAGAGUUUUACAGGCCCAUCCCUAAUCCCAACCCCAAGCUAACGGAUGGGUACCCUGCUUUCAAAAGACCCCACAUGACUGCCAAAGACCUGGGACUCCCUGGCUUCUUCCCAUCACAGGAACAUGAGGCCACAAGGGAGGACAAGUGCAAGUUCACCAGCACCUGCCAUUUCACAUAUCCAGAUUCCCACAAUCUGCACCUGGCCCAGGGUGACCCCAACCAGCUCCUGCAGAGUGCUUACUUUCCAUGCCUCCUGGAUCCCAAACACUAGCCUGCUGCAGAGAUGGCCAAAGGCUACCUGCUACUGCCAGGGUGUCCCUGUCUUCAUCACCAUAUAGUCUAGGUCCCCAUCUUGAACUGGUGGGGACCCUUGAUGCCAUUUUACCAGUAGGAAGGAUGAAAAUACCUUCCAAAGGCUCUUCCAAGGGCAUGUGGAAAUCCUAUGACCUUGGAGUGCAGAGAGGAGAACUGAAAAUAAAACUGGAAAGAUGUUCCAACUGCA
Messenger RNA from Symphalangus syndactylus (siamang), 718 nucleotides. It is a transcript of the gene SPMIP9, whose product is annotated as sperm microtubule inner protein 9. The record is from RefSeq and is a predicted model, not a curated record. Gene Ontology annotation, cellular component: cytoplasm. NCBI's taxonomy places the organism in Eukaryota, Metazoa, Chordata, Mammalia, Primates, Hylobatidae.